Alnus glutinosa is the source of this 1505-nucleotide messenger RNA. RefSeq names its product pentatricopeptide repeat-containing protein At4g18975, chloroplastic. Lineage: Eukaryota; Viridiplantae; Streptophyta; Magnoliopsida; Fagales; Betulaceae. Bases 393 to 1280 code for a protein of 295 amino acids. Gene Ontology annotation, molecular function: protein binding. The transcript has 8 exons. The record is from RefSeq and is a predicted model, not a curated record.
AGAAGAAGUCAUCCCCUAUUCUGUUAAAUCCCAUCUCAGCCUCUUCCAAGUUCCAAGUUCCAGCUCUCACUCUCUCUGAGACAGACCUGCUGAAAAUUGAGGCUCUACUGCUUCCCAAGCGAAAAAAACCAACUGGAUUUGCGUUUUCUCGAAAAACAGGCUCAUAUGCAUAGUUCAAGAACAAGAUGAACAGUGGAAGGGAUUGCUUGCAGAAUGAAAAUGUGCUGUACCUGGUUAAAGAAAAAGAGGAAAAGAAAACAGAAUAGAGACAGCACACACAAAUGUUUGUGACAAUACGGAACAAUCUACAAAUCCAAAUUUGUGAAAGGAUUUAUCUUCCCAACAUGUUUGGAUCUUGGGGUGAAGUUGCUUGAUUGAAGAAGAAGAGGACAAUGAUAAUUGUCAGUACCAGUAAUUCAUAUUGUUUCUCCUCAUUAGGAAUAAGUCUGGUUAAGAAAACUGAGGCGGAGCCGUUGUGCGGUCCGAGGCUCUCAAAUUGCAGGUUUUUGUUCCUGCAAAAGGCAACAAGGUCUACUAUCCUCACUGCAAAGGCAACAAAGAUUCCCCAUGUCAAAUGCUCCCUCAAUCAUGGUGGAGAACUGCUAACUAGUUCCAAAGCUCUUGAGAAGAAAAUAAUAAAGGUUGGAAAGAGAGAGCAUCACUUGUGGAAGAAAAAAGAUUCAGCUGGGUCUGGGCAGAAGGCACUCAGUCUUGUUAGAAUCGUUUCUGGACUUCCUAAUGAAAAAGAAGCUGUUUAUGGAGCAUUAGAUAAAUGGAUUGCUUGGGAGACAGAAUUCCCUUUGGUUGCAGCAGCUAAGGCUUUAAGAAUCUUAAGGAAGAGGAGGCAAUGGAAGCUUGUAAUUCAAGUGGCCAAGUGGAUGCUGAGCAAAGGUCAAGGAGCAACAAUGGGAACAUAUGACACCCUUCUGCUAGCGUUUGACAUGGAUCAGAGAGUAGAUGAGGCUGAAUCGUUGUGGAACAUGAUUUUGCACAUACAUACACGCUCUAUCUCGAAGUGGUUGUUUUCUAGGAUGAUCUCUUUGUAUGAUCAUCAUAGCAUGCAAGAUAAGAUAAUAGAGGUUUUUGCAGACAUGGAGGAGUUGGGUGUAAAACCAGAUCAAGAUACCGUCAGGAGAGUGGCACGUGCCUUUCAGAAACUAGGUCAAGAAGAGAAGCAGAAGCUUGUUCUUAAAAGAUACAAGUCUAAGUGGAAAUAUAUCCACUUCAAAGGUGAACGGGUGAGAGUGAGAACAGAUGUGUGGGAUGAAGAUAAUGCUUGAACCCGGAUGACUGCUCACAGUAGUCUUAUAUUUUCUAAUUUCCUAGAGUUACUAGAUUUGUUUCUUGUUAUUCUCCCUAGCUGGUUGUAUCUUAUGUAUAUUCUCUAUACUUCUUCCAGUUGGUUGUCUCUUAUGUAUAUUCUGUAUACUUGGGUGGCACCCGCUGCAUUUUCUAAUAAAGAUUUAAUUACUUCAAAAAAAAAGAAAAACUAGAGAAGAUUAUAA